CAGGAGAUGAUCACAGGCACGAAGAAAGUCAACAUUUAACAACAGAGGACAUUUAUAUUUGAAAAAAUCAGGCGCUACAGGGAGAUAGAAUGUUCUAGAAGGGUCAUGUGAUGUAACGAGAUCGGAUAUGUCGCACCUUUAAAAAAUUCUCCCGAGGUUGGAUUUCGAUAAUCAGAUAUUUUUGUAACCCAUAGAGUCAAAUUGGUUUUAAAAACGUCUUUUGUUGUUUAAAAUGUUGUUUGGUUAUCCUUUUUCCGAAUUAAAAAUGAAAAGAGAACAUGGGCACGUGAAGGGUUUUAGCCAAUCAGAAACCGAGCUCCCAGCAGAAGGGUAUAAGUAGCGGGCAGGUUGCUGCGAGAGCAGUCCGCCAUCGAAGACUAGAUUUACUUUAAAAAGCCAUUUUUAUUAAACAAAAAAACUAGUAUAAACAGUAUAAAAGGCGAAUCGGGGUUAACCGAUCAUUCAGGAGGCUUCUUUUGGUCGUCCUUUCCAGCAGAAGUUCUUCGGCACUGUUAAAAACGAGCGUUGUUGUGCCAGAAACGGAAAGUGGCACAAUCUGAGGAUGUGUAAUGAGUGCUGAGCCAGCCAGACGUAGCUUCAGAUUGCCUCCUCUCUGUGUGAUUCGCUUUCUGAAGCAGACCCAACCAUGUCCGAGCCGAUACUUGGUGUGAACAGGAACCCCACUCCCCCCGAGUACAAAAACCCCAGAAAGCCUGGGCGCCUCACCAACCAGCUGCAGUACCUGGAGAAAGUGGUGGUCAGAGCUCUGUGGCGGCAUCAGCUUUCCUGGCCCUUCAGGCAGCCUGUGGAUGCCGUUCAGCUCAACCUGCCAGAUUAUUAUACGAUUAUUAAAAUCCCCAUGGACAUGAGCACCAUUAAAAAGCGUCUAGAGAAUAACUAUUAUUGGAAAGCUAUGGAAUGUAUCGAAGACUUCAACACCAUGUUCACGAAUUGCUACAUGUACAAUCGGCCAGGAGAUGAUAUUGUUUUAAUGGCUCAAGCUCUUGAGAAGUUGUUUCUGGAGAAAGUGGCUGAGAUGCCUCAGGAUGAGCAUGAGGUCUUUGCAGUCACCAACAAAGCGCCGCUGAAAGGAAAAAGAAAGCCGUUUGCAGGACUGGUGAAAACACGGCCGCAGUCUCCCAUGUCUGAGGUGGUGUUUCAGCAAACUGUGACGGUCAUUCCUCCUGAGGCCCUGCACACCCUCCCGUCUGCUCCCUUGAGUGCUCAGCUUGAAGCAAAAUUGAAAAAGGGCGUGAAAAGAAAAGCCGACACCACCACCCCUACGGCAGCCCCCGUGACCAGCAGCGAGUCGUCUCCCUGCGUUUCGGAACCGAAGGUCCUGAAGCUGUUCUCGAGGCGAGGCAGCGGUCGGCCCAUCAAACCUCCACGCAGAGACCUGCCAGAGUCACCGCAUCAGCACCAGGGGGGCCGCAGGACUAAGCUCUCAGAGAGGCUCCGAUACUGUAGCGGAAUCCUGAAGGAGAUGUUCGCCAAGAGGCACGCGGCCUACGCCUGGCCCUUCUAUGAGCCUGUGGACGCAGUGGCGCUCGGUCUGCAUGACUAUCAUGACAUCAUCCAUCAGCCCAUGGAUCUGGGAACCAUUAAAAAAAAGAUGGACAGUCGUGAAUACACAGACGCGUUGCAGUUUGCUGCAGAUAUUCGACUCAUGUUCUCAAAUUGCUACAAAUACAACCCACCGGGCCAUGAGGUUGUUGCGAUGGCCAGAAAGCUCCAGGAUGUCUUUGAGUCCCGCUUUGCUAAGCUCCCUGAUGAGACAAGGCCCUCCACUCCCGCUACGCACAAGAAAGGGAGGAAAGAGGGAACAGGUAGCCCAUCCAGCUCAGAGAGCAGCGACACUGAGUCCUCUCUGUCAGGAAGCUCUUCAGACUCUGAAGAAGAAGAUGAAGAAACCAGAGCACAACGACUGUCUGUUCUGCAGGAGCAGUUGAAGGCAGUGAGAGAGCAGCUGAACUUACUGUCCCAAACUCCUCUGCUGAAACCAAAAAGAAAGGAUAAAGUUAAGAAGGAGAAAAGAAAAAAAGACAAACGAAGGAGUGGAGAAAUGAAAAAACCCGUCCCAGCAAAAGUGCACAAAAGGGCGAGCAGCAGCAGCAGCAAGCCAAGGCAGCAUAAGGAGAGUCAACUCUACGAGUCCGAGGAAGAGGAGAGCCCCCUGCCCAUGUCUUAUGAGGAGAAGCGCCGCCUGAGUCUGGACAUCAACAAGCUGCCUGGAGAGAAACUGGGCAAAGUGGUUAACAUCAUCAAAUCUAGAGAGCCCACGCUCCGAGACACGGACCCUGAGGAAAUCGAGAUUGAUUUUGAGAUACUCAAGCCGUCUACACUCCGAGCGCUGGAGAGCUUCGUCCAGACCUGCCUCAGGAAAAAACCCAAGGUGUCUGACCAAAAGAAAACACAAAAACCCACAGCUGAGAAGACUGAGGCUGAGAAGACUGAGACUGGGAAAUCGGAUGCUGUUGAAGAGCUGAGCUCAACCAAGAGUACAAAGACAAAGCGUGAAUCGAUGGCAGCCGAUCCCAAGGAUCUGGCCCACUCUUCUCGGCUCAGUGAAAGCAGCGUUAGCACGUCCAGCUCUGACAGCAGUAGUUCUGACUCUAGCUCUUCUGAUAGCACUGACUCGGACUCAGAACAGAAACCUAAGAAGAAGAAAAACAAAGUCCCUGGUCAUGGCAACAAAGUUAAAUACAAGGCUUUGAAGAAGAGCAUCUCUCUUGAGAUGAAGCAGCUCUCUAAAGGCCUGUCUGCACGGAUACAGCAGACUGUCAUAUCAUCUGCUGAGGUCACAUCUCGACCAACCCCAGCCUUGCAAAGCCAAGUGUCUCCUCAGCCUUCAAGACCUAAUCCCAAACCAAUGCCUCUGGUCCAGGAAAGCAAUAUGACCUUGCUAAAUAUGAAUUCACCCCCAGAACAAGGCUCCUUUCCUCCAUUGGCCCCUAUAGCCCUGGACACCACCGUCUCUCCUCUUAUUUCCCUAAUUAAAGCAGUACCUACUACUGACUCACCUGUGUCUGCCUCACCCAAUAAGCCCCAGAGUUUUGUAGCGCCAUCAUCUACGCACAAUUCCCCAGGGUCAACACCAUCAGAUCCUGUACACACCCGUCCUCAGCAGGCAGGUAUCCCUGCUCUCCUCUCUCCAUUGUCUUCUCCUCCGGGACUGCCGUCUUUAAAUCCAGCCACAACUGGUGCAAGACAUCAUUCCAUCACCAAGCAUGAGCUUUUCCCCCUGGAGCAAUGUCCUGUGCUGUCCAGCCAACUGGGACAUCUAAGGGAGGAUAACGGUGACCCAGGAAAUGCCUCUGCUCAGCUGCACAAAAUGCCUGGCACUAAACCCACAGAUGCAGAACUAUGCAAAUCCAGCCAAGACCACAAACCCAGCACUGCCAAAACGGAAAUCGUUUUGAAGCAUGCAGACUCAUGGACGAGUCUGGGCAAGAUGGCUACUCUCACCCCCUGCACCAUCCGGUCAUCCAAGGAGAGUUUCCAGCAGUUUCGGAAGGCUGCUAUGGAGAAGGAGGAGCGAGAAAGGGCUCGUAAGCUCCAGCUGGAGACAGUCAGAGAAAUAAGUGCCACAGAUAAGACCAGCCUGACGCAGCAGCUCACCAAGGCCAAUCCAGAGAUCCAGGCCUCCAGAACCGAGUCAGAGUGUGCAGAACUUCCUCUGAUGGCUGCCAUCCUGGACCAACCUAAAACAUCAGAGCCUUCUACUUCUACCUCAUGUGCCCUGGACCGUGAGAGAGAGUUGGCAAGAAAAAGAGAGCAGGAGAGACGAAGACGGGAAGCUAUGUCCUCAAUCAUUGACAUGACCAGGCAGAGGGAUAUCAUGGCUACCUUUGAGAAGAACCUGGACUAAGACCAAGAUAAAAUGCUACAUUUUGAUUAAAAAUCAAAAGCAAUCUG
Trichomycterus rosablanca is the source of this 3915-nucleotide messenger RNA. RefSeq names its product bromodomain, testis-specific (gene brdt). Lineage: Eukaryota; Metazoa; Chordata; Actinopteri; Siluriformes; Trichomycteridae. Gene Ontology annotation, biological process: chromatin remodeling; regulation of DNA-templated transcription. Gene Ontology annotation, cellular component: nucleus; chromatin. Bases 647 to 3868 code for a protein of 1073 amino acids. The transcript is spliced from 21 exons. The record is from RefSeq and is a predicted model, not a curated record.